Molecule: messenger RNA, 615 nt
Organism: Ostreobium quekettii
Lineage: Eukaryota; Viridiplantae; Chlorophyta; Ulvophyceae; Bryopsidales; Ostreobiaceae
Source: the annotation of a GenBank genome assembly
AUGUGUGAGCAUGUCGAGCCCCGGUGGAGCAGCCGGCAACGGCUUGCGCCAGGAGGACUUUGGUCAACAAAAGUCAAGCUCGCGACAAAGGACAGACACGCGGGUCAGCUGCGUGGACGGAUGCUGGAUCAGAGCGGCCGGUUUGGAAAACCCCGGCGGCGCUUUCGUCGCGUUUUGGUCGCAACGCAGUCGACCGAUGGUUUUGCUGAGCGGUUGGGAAAAGGGCUGACCAAGGGAUUGGGUUUUAUUGGGACCCGUGAGGGGGGCAGUGGGAGCUCCGGGAGGCAGCGGUUGGCCAACGUCGAGGAGGGGGCUCAAAGCAGCGUGGCUGGCAAGGAGGCGGACGAGAGCUUGGCAGUGGAGGAUUGGGACCGGCGGGACUGGUUUUCGGCGUACGAAAGGGCGGAAGAGGUACCGAGCGGUUACUGGAUGAAAGCCGAAGGCCAGCUGCCCGAGGAGCUGUCCGGGACGUAUUUCAGGAAUGGACCUGGGAGCUGGACUAAAGCGGGGGAGGGGGUCAUACACCCCUUCGACAGCGAUGGCCUGGUUGCCAGCAUCGCCAUCCACGACGGCAAGGCCUUUUUCCGAUCCAAAUACGUCAGAACAAAUGAGUGA